This is a messenger RNA of Hemicordylus capensis (graceful crag lizard), 5293 nucleotides long. RefSeq names its product WD repeat domain 49 (gene WDR49). The transcript is spliced from 20 exons. Gene Ontology annotation, molecular function: calcium ion binding; protein binding. Bases 313 to 3444 code for a protein of 1043 amino acids. Lineage: Eukaryota; Metazoa; Chordata; Lepidosauria; Squamata; Cordylidae. The record is from RefSeq and is a predicted model, not a curated record.
GCCGAAACAGCCCCAUAAAUACUCAUAGUGUAAACUUAGUACUCAAGAGAACGGAGUGUUGGAGCUAAUCAAGUGUGUUCAGAACAGAUAAUGGAAUUUUAAUCAGAAUAAAUAACACAUAAAUAGCGACAAGACUUUCCAGAGACUUGGCUUCAUAACUUAAGGUAGCUUUCAUAUCAAGAAUGUUCAAUGAACAGAUCCCAUUUUGGCAGGAGAUGAAGACUGUGCAAAGAACCAGAUUGGAGAUGUAUUGAUGUAUUCAUGAAAACAAAUUGUGCAUGAGCAACCAGUGUGCUGUGCCAAGAAAAUGCCAUGGCCACUACCAGGGACCGGCCCCUGACUGCGGACUCUGGGGCAGCAAGGAGCCUGGAACAGCUUGAAAACAGGCUGACCAUUCAUGAUUACAGGAAAAUGCAAGAGCUUUUUAUGUCCCCAGAGUUAAAUGAGAACAUGGGCCUGAAAAGAGAAGACUUCGUGGAGAAGAUGUCUGCAGUGGUCAGGCGGGGCACCAAGGAAGAAUAUGGUGAGCUGUUCGAUAAGAUAGAUUUGGCUCGAGAUGGUCUCAUUGAUUGGAACAAAUUGACCUCAUUUGUGCUUCUUGAGUUGUAUGAGACUGAUGAACGAGCCAAAAGGUUGGUCAUCCCCCAGUGGAAGGACCUCCAUCUUCUCCCACUGAUCCAUAAAGAUGCUGUUCAAAAUGUAACCUCUUUGAAAAGCCCCAUUGGCUACCUGACUGUGGGUCGGAGUGGAUUGAUUGGCAUCUGGGGAGAGAGUUUGAAGUUACAGAGGACUCUCCAGAUCACUACAGAAGGUGUCAAGCCAAAAGACCUCUGGGUGACCUGUCUGGUUGUACUACCGAAUGUUAACAAGGUAGCUGUUGCAUUUACAAGCAAGGAGAUCUAUUUUGCUGAGCUGAAUUCCAAGCAAGGAUUCUCUUGUCAGUACAAACUUCAAGGCCUGGAAGGAACAGUGAUAUGCAUGGACUACUGGUACAACCCUCAUGAUGGAAAUGAAGCCAUUCUGACACUGGGGGAUGUCUGUGGACAGGUUCAAGCAAUUGCCUUCAACACAGCCCUGAUCUCAUUGUUUGAACGACCUUCGAGUUCGCCUGAAGACGAAAAUGUGACAAUGACAAUUAAAUGGCAGGAGCUGGUCUCUGGAUAUCACAAAUGCUGCUGCAUUCUAAGGCACAAACUUCAUGAUAAAGAAUGGGUUAGACAAGUUGCAUACAGCUCUUCUUUAGACGUCUUUAUGUCUGUGACAACUAGUAGUACAAACACACUGGUGCUAGCUUGGAGAGAAAUGCUGAGUCCUCAUCUUACAAUGACAACCUGCCAUAUUCCUCAUGGAGUUAAUGCUUUUGACUUCCAUGCCAAGCUCAACUUGAUAGCGACUGCAGGGAUCAAUCGCCGUGUUUGCCUUUGGAAUCCUUAUGUCACCUCUAAACCUGCUGGUGUCCUGGAGGGCCAUUCAGACAGCGUAAUGGCUGUCCAGUUCAUUACUGAGCGCAAACUGCUUUUCAGCUUUUCCAAGGACAAGGUAUUAAGGAUCUGGGACAUUCAGCAUCAGCUUUGCAUCCAGAGGAUUUCUGGUUCAUUCCCCAAAAGCCUCGACUUCCAUUCCGUGCUUUACUUCGAUGAACCUCAUGGGCGCCUUUUCAUCUCAUUUAACAACCAACUGACGUUGCUGGAAUUGGAACAAGAUUCAGGCAAAAGCAGAAUCACAAGUCACAGGAAAGCAGUUACUUGUAUUCUUUACAAUUCUGUGUUCAAGCAGGUAAUCAGCUCGGAUACAGGAUCUACUGUUAUCUUCUGGCUGCUUGAUACUGGGCAGAAAAUCAAAGAGUUUACAGGUUGCCAUGGCAAUGCUGAGAUCAGCACUAUGGCUCUGGAUGGGACUCAGACAAGGCUCUUCACUGGGAGCACAGACGGAACAGUGAAGGUCUGGGACUUCAAUGGACAUUGUCACCAUAAGCUCAAUGCUGGGAGGGACCAAACGGUUGAAAUCUCCCAGAUCUUGGUGCUAAGCCGGACUGUAUUAGUUCUAGGCUGGGACAGGAUGAUUACUGUCUUCCGCUUGAGCAACCUGACUCAGUUUUUGGUUCAGCCUUCGGAAUGGAAAGGAGGAGCUCAACACCAGGACGACAUCUUAUGUGCAGCGUUUUUACCUCCGCAAACUCUAGUUACGGGGAGUUCUGGUGGAGAAAUCGUUGUGUGGAAUAACAGUACAGAAACUGCCCGCAUUAAGCUUCACUUGAAUGCUGGGAGUCAGCUGAAGACCGACUCAGAUUCUCAAAUGCAACAGAAAGUCACUCCUACUGGAGGGUUGUCCUUUAGAAGACAUACACAAUUUGCCACUAACUAUACCAACUUUGACUCGGAAAACUGCAAUACUAUUGCUAGGGUUUCCUUCCUGGAUGCCAGGAAGAAUGUUUCAGUGACAGGAGGAGCAAAUCUAGUUACCUGUGGAGGUGCUGGUUGUGUCAGAUUUUGGAAUACACACAGGAGUAGACUACUGGCCGAGUUUGAAGCUCACAGUGGAGUGGGUUCCGUUAUCAUGACGCUUGAUCAAAGAAGCCAAUAUCUCAUAACAGGAGAUCUGGCUGGCUGGCUGAAGAUAUGGCAUAUAGAGGACUACUGCCUUGCCUUGGAGGAAAUCCCUAUUACUGAACCCCCACCUCUGAUCAGAGCACUUCAGCCACAUGACGACUGUAUCACUGACCUGGCUACCUGCAUCCAGAACAGCCACCUCUUCGUCCUGUCAUCCUCUGCAGACUGCAGUGUUGCUCUUACUGACAUUUCCGGCAUUCCAUUCGGAGUAUUUGGGCAGGAAGGACAUUGGAGAAUUGGAAAUUAUGUCCCAAUCUCCUCCUUCAGAGGAGAAAACAAGUACAAAAUAGAGGAGGAGAAUGACAUUAAAAAGAAUAAAUCUGUGCCCUUUGUCGAGGAAGGUGCUCCCGCUAAUCCAGUGGAACAAGCUGUACCUGUUGCAGAGGAUAAAGAAGACUCAGCAUACGUGGUGAAUGUAUGGGACAACACAAUACUGGGUAAAAAAUACAAAGAGGAAAAAACCCGGAAAGGAAGGAAAUAUACCCUCCUCAAAAAAGCCACUAGGAUAAAGCCAAUAGUUGUAUUUAGGUCAUUAAAUAUUGAAGCCCUGAAGGAGACGACAGAAAUGAACAAGCUCAACUUUCUGCUGCACCCUGACAAAUACUUUGGGGAAAAGUUGGCGGAGAAGAGUUCUGAAGAUUUAAAGCCGCCGACCCUUUCAGCGACCCUGAAAGCUGCAUUUGAUGAGAAGAACCUAUUCCCCAAGGAAAUUCUGGACCGUGAAAAAAAAUUCAAGGCAACUGUAGACAGAUUUUGCCCAGCAUUGACGGAAACAGGAAAGCGUUCAGGAACAAUUAAUUCGAGAAAAGGAUCAUGUGUAACUUUUCAAACCUGAAUUCUGCACAACAGCCCAACACAUUUGUGUUUUAAAAUCAGAAUAACAUUUCAUUACAUUUCAUUAACAUUUCAUGUUUCAUUUUUUUUACUUUUAUUGUUGGUUAUAAAAUAGAUGUUGAGAUAUAAAAAUGGCGCUGAACAUUUGACUUAGCUGCAGCUCUGUAUUAUGAAUGUCAGCACUGCAAAGCUGAAUGCAUAAUUAUGCUUGGCUGUUUUUGUACUUCAGGAAAAAAUACAGAUGAGUCAGAAACUUUUAAAAAAUGAUAUUUUUGUACUUAAUAAAAUUCAGUAGAAUAUGUAAUGCAAUUUCUCUUAUAUAAAAUAAAUAUUUAUAAUACAUCUUAAUAAAUUUAAUAAAAUAAAUGUAUUUAUAAAAAUAAAUAUUUUAAUACAUUUAUAAAUCUAUAAAAAUGAAAUAAAAUUAAUAGAUCUUUAGGUUCUGAAAACAUAAAAAUUCAGAAAUGCAGUCUUUCUACUCCUCUAAAUGUGACUGAUUCAUAAUAUUAUUCCUUCUUAUUCAACACAGUUUUCAGAGGGUGGAUUCCCACAACUGCCAGUAAGCUGGAAACCAGAAGUUCUUGGUGAGCAUGCAUUCCAGUGGGUAUGUCAUAUGAAGCCCCCGACCUCUGGUUCCUGUGCUGCAUCACCAAGAUUAUCCCAACUUCUUCUGCCCAAAUCUUAGUUACAGAAGUAGGAUGGAAGACUUAGGGAGAAUCUCAGUAAGGCGGCAUGGGAAGUGGAGGUUGGCAGCUGGGAGUGCGUAUUUGCUGAGAACCUUCUGUUCUUGGCUCUCUGACUUGCUGGCAGUCAUGAGAACCACCCCAAAGAGUUUUCUAGGACAUUCUGAAUUCAAUAUAUUUCGGCAGUUUUCAGACAAUGAGGUGGGUCUCACAAUCCGUGAGACCCGCUUUGGCUGGGUUUGCGGGGACAGCAGGCUCGCUCUCCACGCAGACAAGCAGGGUGGGAGCCCUGGGUGGCUGGAUCGGCUGCCCACACAAUUGCUGGCUCUGUGAUGGAGCCAGUGGGGGCUGGGGAGUUCGGGGGCUGCGUGGCCCCUGGAAGCUCCAGUAUGCCCUGCACGAGCACACAGGGCAUACUGGAGAGACCCCCGGAGCCGGGAGGCAGCUUUUCGCCACCCCUUCAGGGGUCUACUCAUGAGUAGCCAUGGCGCAGAGCCGUGCCACAGCUACUCAUGAUUGGGAAGCCCGGGUUAGUAGAGCUCUCACUCUGCUAACCCGGGCUUAGGGGAGGGCUACAAAAGCGGGUGACCCGCUUUGACUCAACCAGGAUCGGCUUCGAGCCCGGUGAGGCUCACGAUUGCUGGAAAGCUGGCUGAGCACCCUUAGCCCACUUUCUACUGAUCGUCAGAAUAGCUCCUUUCUGUGUUUGAGGAACCCUCUUCAGCUUGAUCUGUCUGUUGCAGAACUCCUGUGCAUUUUUCAUGCAAUUCCUGGGUGUUGUGGAGAAUUCUGGGGCAUGUUCUAGGUGUCCGACUGUUGUCUCAUAUAAACUGGGCAUGUGUUGCGUAACAUGCACAUUGUGACGAGAAUUGGUUCUCUUACAGGACAGACCUUUAUGGUAGCAGAAAUUUAAUAACUAUGUCAAAGGUAGUUUAAUACAAAGUGCCAGCUAAUCCAAACUAUCGGGGAAGCAGUGUGCCAUUUUUUAUUAAACCUGGGUAAACUUCAGAGGAACCAUUGGUCCCCAAGGAGCACACUUUGAAACCCCUGAUACAUAUUUAAAACACAUGCACAAGUUUGACUUGAUAAACACACAAUGAUGUCAUCCACACAGUCAAAAACUGUGUACUACCCAGGGUUGGGAGCUGUGUGUGCUUCCAGUUCUCA